Penicillium longicatenatum is the source of this 696-nucleotide messenger RNA. RefSeq lists its product as uncharacterized. The record is from RefSeq and is a predicted model, not a curated record. Bases 1 to 696 code for a protein of 231 amino acids. The transcript is spliced from 2 exons. Lineage: Eukaryota; Fungi; Ascomycota; Eurotiomycetes; Eurotiales; Aspergillaceae.
AUGGCUCCCAUCCGCCGCUACCUGCGCAUCAGCAAAUACUCUGUGCUGGAAUGUCGCAUAUAUCUAGACAACCCGUCCGAUAGUCGCUGGCUUCUCAACCCUCAAUACCCGGUUCUCCCACGAGUGUUCGACGCGAUCCGACCGCUGGUGUUGCCGAAGUUGCGGGAGGAGAAUGAACGACGGUUUCUUCGAAAGAAGAGCAAGGUCACCAAGGAUGUCAUCGCCGAAGAUGACUUCGAAGUCGGCAUCUUCCUUCGCGAAUCACGCACCCGCCAUUCUCUCUUGACGCGACAUAAAACUUUCGAUUCGGCAGGAAAAACAGAAGAUGGAGACUCUAAAGCGAUAUUCGAAGCUGCAGAUCCUGCAAACCCAGAAGUCGUCGACAGCGAUAGCGAUCCCGAGUUCAACUUGCGAGAUAUUCCCGAAGCGACCGAUGAUGGCAGUGCAGACAACGAUCCUCCAUCGCGGAAGAGAAAGAGAGAGGCUUCGGACCUGCUGGUAACUGCAAAUACGGAUGAGAAAAAGCUGGGAUUCAACACACACUACGAAAGCUUCAACAUCUCGGGGUGGGUGCUGUGUCUGAUAAUUUCGCGCAAGGGGGACCAAGCAAGAUCGAAUGUUGCAACCUCGGAGCCUAAGCAGCCAUUGAUGGAGCAAUGGAUAUCGACACAAGCACAAGGUGCCGGUGAGGAUUGA